Agelaius phoeniceus (red-winged blackbird) is the source of this 735-nucleotide messenger RNA. The record is from RefSeq and is a predicted model, not a curated record. NCBI's taxonomy places the organism in Eukaryota, Metazoa, Chordata, Aves, Passeriformes, Icteridae.
CCCGCCCCCGGAGGGUCCCGCCGGUCUCCGGGUCGGUGCCGGUAAGAGCAGCCCCGAUCCCCGCCUUCUCUCCCCGCUCCAGGUUGUCCGCCGCCAUGGCGUCCAGCGGGGAGGAACCGAGCAGCGGCUCCCCGGGCCGGGCGGGCACCGGCAGCGAGGCGGCGGACGCGGCUCAGCUGGACACGGCGGAGGAUUUCGAGGUGCUGGAAGAGGAAGGGGAGGAAGAUGAGGAUGACCUGAGCGAGCUGCCGCCGCUGGAGGACGUGGGCCGGCCGCCGGCGCCGCCGCGGGAGGACGCGCAGCCCCCGGUGCAGGGCGCGGGGGACGCGGCCGGGGACCCCGAGGAGUGGCUCGAUGUUCUGGGGAAUGGUUUGCUCAAGAAGAAGACGCUGGUGCCGGGCCAGGGUGUGGAGAGUCGUCCCCAGAAGGGCCAGGAUGUGACAAUCCGCCUGAAGGCCAUGCUGGAGGAUGGCACCGUGGUGGAACAGGACCCGGCCCUCACCUUCACGCUGGGGGACUGUGAUGUCCUGCAGGCUCUGGACCUGUGUGUGCAGCUCCUGGAGAUGGCUGAGACGGCUCUGAUCGUGUCAGACGCCAAGUACUGCUACGGAGCCCAGGGCAGCGUGUCCUAUCUCGAGUGCAAAGAUCCCCAUCACCAGGGAUUUCUGAGCUUGGAUUUCACGGCGCCGAACCCUCAGAGCAGCACCUGAGGGGUGGCAAUGGUGGCGUGGCUUU